This is a messenger RNA of Arabis nemorensis, 345 nucleotides long. The record is from the annotation of a GenBank genome assembly. Lineage: Eukaryota; Viridiplantae; Streptophyta; Magnoliopsida; Brassicales; Brassicaceae.
AUGAGGAUCGAGCUAAUUCCCAGAAGCUACUCCAAGGAGGAAACGAUCUCAGAAAGAUCCAACAGAUCCGAGACCGAUUUGAGUGUGUAUUUCGAUGAGUGUUUUAGCUUCAUCGACCAAGCUAUUCAAUCUGGAGGUGGUGUUUUGUUAACUCUGCAAAUCUCUGCAGAACCAAAUCGAGACCUCCAUGAGAAGCUUGAGAAAGAUCUUCAAACUCAGGUACUCGACAAGCAUUACGGUCUCCAUCAUACAGUCCCCACUGCGCCUCAAUCUCUUGGUGUGUGCUUGUCACCACCAUCUCGGUUGUAUCUAGGCUCAGCUCUUCAACUUCUCUUCUCCUCAUAA